Molecule: messenger RNA, 1681 nt
Organism: Volvox carteri f. nagariensis
Lineage: Eukaryota; Viridiplantae; Chlorophyta; Chlorophyceae; Chlamydomonadales; Volvocaceae
Exons: 8
Coding region: 1-1335 (444 amino acids)
Cellular component (GO): extracellular region
Source: RefSeq, a predicted model, not a curated record
AUGUCGCCGCUCGUUCUGCUGCUGAUCAGCGGGGCCCUUGCGGCAUCCGUUGUCGUCAGCAGCCCUGUAAUAACCAAGGCGCCUCAACCGCGACUUUCAUUCGGGCCACCCAAGUCACCUGCACCUGGGCCUCCUUCUCCCAAGCCACCUUCUCCCAAGCCACCUUCUCCCAAGCCACCUUCUCCCAAGCCACCUUCUCCCAAGCCACCUUCUCCCAAGCCGCCAUCACCUAGGCCAUUUCCAAGCCCAGUACAAGCAACUCCCCCGCCCAUGCCACGGCCACCUCCACCGUCACCACGACCAUCACCACCACCACCACGACGGCCACCACCGCAGCCAUCACCACGACCGCCUCCGCGACCCUUGGUGUCUCCAUCACCCCCCUCAAUCUGUGCUGAUCAGGAGCCACUGGCGAGCUCCUGCCCCAUCUGGAAAUCCAGCGGCUUCUGUACCCCCAUGCACUUCGCUAUCGACCAGUCGGUAGUUGACUACUGCUGCGCUGAUCGGGAGCCACUGGCGAGCUCCUGCCCCAUCUGGAAAUCCAGCGGCUACUGUGCCCCCGGGCACUUUGUCAACAACCAGUCCGUAGCUGACUACUGGUGCCGCAAGACGUGUGGAACCUGCGUCUGGCCUCCUAAUGCACCAUCUCCACCGCCCCUUCCCGGAGAUGCCAUAAUCGGCGGCUGUGCCGACCCUGCCGCCGCCCUGCUGCUGCACAACCAGUACCGUGCACGGCACGGGUCGCCGGCACUUGGCUGGAACAACACCCUCGCACAGCAAGCAAAGGUUGAACGUAUUCGUUGGGUUCAGCAGCUCACCACCAGCAUCCAACCAAAUCUAGCGGAUCAACGGCGCCUCAACUUAGUUCCUGGUCAGCUCAACUGGGCCGCCAACCUGGCGCUAAACAACAGCUGCAGUUCGUACUAUGAAGGAAUUGGUAACGAGAAUUUGUACACGAUGUCGACCUCAAGCCAGACAUCUCCCCUCAAUUGCAGUAGGGCAGUGGAAGCAUGGUACGACGAAAUUUCGCUGUACAAGUUCACGAGCACACCGUACACUGACAAUACAUUCUCGAGUAUUGCGUGCUUCUCUCAACUCGUGUGGGCUUCGACAGUGCAAGUUGGCUGUGCUGCAGCGCGGGGCAUGAACUGUUAUGUGGUUAGUUGCCGGUAUGCACCUCUGGGAAAUUAUGAUACAGAUAGCGACUUCCUGGCGAACGUCCUUCCCCCCGUCACCACCCGCCGAUCACUUGAAGAGUAUGUGGCCGCUGUUGACCACGUGCUGCCAACCAGCGGUGACAGGGAUGGACGGGUGGUCAUUACGUCCGGCGCUUAAUAACAAACACGGAACGCAAACCCACGGUAAUACAUGCACAUGCCUCACUACUUCAUCCACCUAAAUACACGCCAGCCAGGCAUUCUGUUCCAUCUCCACUAUGUGCGUGUACUUGCACAUUCCACGCAGAUUGAUAGGUGCCCCGCACCUUCAUGCUUAGAUACACACGUUCCUUGGUGCAGAUCGAGUUUUCGCAUUUCCUGGUUGGAUUGGUUUCUGGACAUGUUUGCAAUGCAGGUGAAUUCCAGUGAAUUAUGUAUUAAGCCAGCCACAUGCACGGUGUGUAGUUCCACAGUUUGCCUUUUGUCUCCGGCAUCAUAUGUAUUGUGCUGUGGAUGCCAUUAAU